UUCCCGCGAAAUUCAAUAUGGAGGAGAACGACCAAAACGUCCUCCAUAAAGAUGCCUCGCCUGUCUAUCAAACAGACGUUAACGGAGACACAGGAGGUUCUAAUACCAUUAGAAAAGGAUUACUACCAGAGAAGAAAGUUGUUUAUGUUUGUAGUGCAGAUUUUCUCAGUGAAUGCGACAGAAUUGCCAAGGUGCCAUUUAGGGCGAGUAUCACACAUGCUGUGAUUGAGGCCUACGGACUGCUUUCAAGGAUGAGUGUGGUUCCCCCUAAACCAGCAACAUUUGAAGAAAUUUGCCAUUUUCACUCAACAGAUUACAUAGAAUGCUUACAAAGAUUGUGCCAAGAUGAUGAUCCAGACAAGUAUGAUGAGGAAGCUGAAGAAUUUGGCCUGGGUUAUGACUGUCCCGCAGAUGAAGGUGUAUAUGACAGUGCCUCUUGGGCAGCAGGGGGGACACUAACAGCAGCUGAACAACUGGUCAGUGGUCAGUGCUCAGUGGCCAUCAAUUGGGCAGGAGGCUGGCAUCAUGCCAAAAGAGAUUCAGCUGCUGGUUUCUGCUACAUCAAUGACAUUGUGCUAGGAAUAUUAAAGCUACGGACCAAAUAUGACAGGGUUUUGUAUGUGGACAUUGAUCUUCAUCAUGGGGAUGGAGUGGAAGAUGCUUUCUGUGCUACAUCCAAGGUUAUGACAGUAUCCUUCCAUAAAUAUUCACCUGGGUUUUUCCCAGGCACUGGCAACCUCUCUGACACAGGUAUUGGAAAAGGAGCUGGUUACACUGUAAAUGUGCCCCUCAAUGAAGGAUGCCAGGAUGAAAAUUUUUAUCGAGUGUUUGAAAAGGUCAUGGAUAUUGUUAAGAUCAAAUUUGAUCCAGAAGCAGUUGUAUGUCAGUGUGGUGCAGAUGGUCUGGCAGGGGACCCCAUGGACUCCUUCAACCUGACCACCCUGUCUUUGGCAAAGUGUGUGCAGUAUUUGCUUACUUGGAACAUUCCUUUGUUACUCCUGGGGGGUGGUGGGUAUCAUAUUCCUAACACAGCCAGAUGCUGGACACACAUCACUAGUGUAGUGACUGGAACUAAAUUGAGCAGUGAUAUUCCAGAACACAGGUAUUUUACACUCUAUGGUCCAGACUAUGAUCUGAUGAUCUCUCCUGGAAAUAGAGCUGAUACCAAUACUCCAUCUCAUAUUAAGAAUGUCAUAGCACAGAUAUCAGACCGACCUGAUUUGUUUGUCUGCAAGAUACACAUAAAGCAGAACGUAUCCGAGGAUCAGGAAGAGGACAUCAAAGUGCUGACAUCCACAGAGUUUGACAUCCACUGGAUGUUACCAGUUGCCCCCCAUAUGGACUUAUACAAUCUUGGUAGUUAUUCUGGUGGUCCAGAAAGCCUAAGAUCUGCUCCACAAAGGAGUUCACACCCAUUGCCAGGAGGUGAACUGCAGAGACAUGGUGGAGGCCACUUUCAGUCAAUACCGAACCAGCAGUAUUACCAGCAAGACCCAUACCUACAGAAUCAACCUAGGUUUCAAUCCAACAUUGGUGGUCAGCAGGAAUACUUCCAAUCUCAAACAUCAAGGAAGAUGGCUGUACCAGGCCAAUACCAACCAAAUUCCCCACCACUACUACCCAACUUUGACAACCAAAGGUUGCAACAAGGCAAUUUCCAAUCUCAGACACCACCUGGUGAGUCAACAGGACCAAAUAUACCCCAUCAUCAACAAGUAGAAUCCCAGCAUAGCAGACUACCUCAGGGGCCAGUCACUGACCUCCAUCUGGAGGAACAAGGUGGUGACCCCUUUCAAACAAGGAGGAAAUCAGGCCUUGACUUCCCACCUUUACCACCAAAACAAGACAUUCUGGCUGCUGGGGGUCAAGACCAGGGGGUUACUGACCCUCGGGCCAUCAAAACAAUGGGAAACCAAGUUCUUAACCAGGCCCAUGGGGAUAAUCAGUUAGAAAGAUUACCUACGGCAGUGACACAUGAGAUUGCUGGGUUUCUAAGGCAGAUUCCUGCUAAUACAGGCAACACAAAUGUUACCCUCAAUUUGCAGCUGGUUAAUCAAUAUUAUAACUCAGAAAAGGCAUCAAUGACACACAUGAGAGAGAACGAUGUGACAACAUCUUUUCAAAAACAUAUCCCUCCACAUGUGAAAAAACGACUGAAUGAGACACUUUCUCAAGAUGAUGUAUGGGACCAAGUGAAGAAGAUGUAUGGCAUUUCAGAUGAAACCCCGUGUCCUCCUGAUGUUGUGGCUUCCUUGUUGUCUCAAGUCCAGGGUUCUAUUGCAUCUUUCAUCAGUGUGUUGUUAAAGUUAAAAGAACACCACAGAGAAGGGCAGCAAGACAUUCCACAAGACUUGAUUGAUGAAGUCAAGAAAGGACUUCUGAGUGAAAUGGAGUACAACAAGCUGAGAGAGAAAGUGGUUGACUUUGCUGAGGACCUUUCGAUGCAUAUAGAAAGAAGUUUAGAUUACCUGUAUCAGUUUAAUGUAAUACCAGAUGAGGAGACAACAAAGCUUAAAAAUGAUGCAAAGAGAAACCCACAAGAAGCUUGUAGAAAUUUGUUUAAAGCACUCCUUGCAACCAGUCCUAAAAAAGAACCAAUUAAACAUUUAAAAGCUGCAUUCAGGGAUUCUGGUCUCUGGUAUCUGGCAGAUGAACUAGAAGUCAGCUACCAGGAUGUAGAGGAUAAAUUACAGAAACAUGGAGGUGGCCGGCCUUCUUGUGAAGAGACGUUGGCGAUAGAUAUGGAAGCUCCCCCCACACCUGCUACAGGUGAAAACCCUCUUGAACCACAUUAA
Molecule: messenger RNA, 2795 nt
Organism: Lingula anatina
Lineage: Eukaryota; Metazoa; Brachiopoda; Lingulata; Lingulida; Lingulidae
Product: histone deacetylase 8
Biological process (GO): heterochromatin formation
Molecular function (GO): histone deacetylase activity
Source: RefSeq, a predicted model, not a curated record